UAUAUUAUAUGACCCAAAUUAGCUUUUUUCUUUGAUUAAGUUUCUGAGAACAACAACUUUCCUUGACUUUCUCGUAGAUUACUUCGUUGAAUUUUCUUAACUUGCUGCUUAUCUUGCGCUAUAAAUAGGUGCUCCAUCUUUGAAGUUCAAAGCUCUUUGAUAGUUCUUUUCCAGAGCCAAAAAAAUAAUAAAUGAAGUUCUUGCUAUCGAAUCGUCGUGCGCUCUCUUCUUCAUGCCCGGGGCUUGCUAGAGUUAAGGGUGGACGAAAUUGGGUAUGCAAAACAAGUUCCAGCAAUAUUGUCCGUAAAAAGCCCAGAAGAUUACUCAACAGAAGGCAAUCGAAUAAGAGAGAGGUACUGAAUGGGAAAAUAAAGGAACGCAUAGCUCGCCUGAGGUUGGAGAUGGCAGAGAUUAGUGCGGAGCAAAAGAGCAUUGCGGAGGGACAAAAACAAGUGCGGAAGAAGACCGAGGAGAUUCAGAGGGAACGCGAGCUGCUGUGGAAGGAAACAGAGCUCAUUGCGCAGCAGAGUAAGGGCAUCCGUGAACGUUUAAAUUUAAUGUUCCAAAUUUUGAAGGCAAGAGUCGAGAGCGAUUCUGCUAAGGUCGCUCAACUCACUCGCUCUCUCAGGGACUUGAUGAUAGCGAAGCCAAAUCCAAAAUAAGAACAAGAGGACGUGUUGAUGAAUCCAUAUGGAACUAAUAAAUAAGGCCUAUGUGAAGGUUUCUACAGAGUGCUAUGUUUUGCAUAAUGUAAAAAAAAAAAUUAUGUAAUUAUGUAGAGGCUAAUUAUAUUUGUAUUUAAGAUUGUGUUUCAUUAUAAGCAAAUCGCACAAAUCUUUUACAACCAACAAAAA
Messenger RNA from Tripterygium wilfordii, 854 nucleotides. RefSeq lists its product as uncharacterized. The transcript has 3 exons. The record is from RefSeq and is a predicted model, not a curated record. The coding region runs from base 192 to 662 and encodes 156 amino acids. NCBI's taxonomy places the organism in Eukaryota, Viridiplantae, Streptophyta, Magnoliopsida, Celastrales, Celastraceae.